Messenger RNA from Anoplophora glabripennis (Asian longhorned beetle), 1260 nucleotides. RefSeq lists its product as uncharacterized. Lineage: Eukaryota; Metazoa; Arthropoda; Insecta; Coleoptera; Cerambycidae. The record is from RefSeq and is a predicted model, not a curated record. The transcript has 3 exons. Bases 1 to 1260 code for a protein of 419 amino acids.
AUGUUUUUUUUGUGUGUGUGUUUGAUUUUUCCAUGUGUGUUUACAUAUGAAGUGACAACCAAACCGAAUAAUGUUGAAAACGCAAAAAAUGUUUCCGAUUUGACAAAUAAUGUAGCAACUGUACCAAGCAAUGCCUCCAAUAAAAGUAGUGACACCAUCAUUACUCAAAGAAUUACUCAACCAUUGCAAACACAGAAAAUAGAAAGAAUUUCGGAAACUUAUACGCCGCUACGAAACGGUUCAUUAAAACUAGAGAAUAAAACUGAUAAUUUUGAAAAUUUUAAACCUAGUCCACAACUGGAGACUUACUACGAAUAUAAUAAGUUUCCGGUAGUGCCUGUUUUGCCAGAGGCAAAAACCUUUGGGGGUUUUACUAAUCCUGGCUAUUCUUCAAACAGUUGGGAAGAAAAACCUAGUUUACCAGUAGCUUGGUCAAAUAACCAGGGAUUUCAGAAUUCCUGGUUUGAAAGUCCAAAAAAGUUUAACACAAAUCCUACUACCACCGCACAACCUUGGUUUACGAGAGUGAAAUUUCCGUCACCAGCAGUUAACGAAAAUCCAUAUACAUUUGUUGGCAACGAAGGUGGAUUAAAAAGCUACCAUCCUCCAGUCAGUUUUGCUACAACAACGGAGGGCUUUGCUUUUAACAAACCUGUCGAUACUUCGACUAGAAAUUUUAACAAGCCGUCUCCAGGACUGUGGCAGAAACUAAUGGGAAGCGUCAGUAACGUCGACAAAAAUGCUGUAGCUGUUCAAAAAACGUUUCUGGAUUAUAAUUUAAUGGAAAAGCCCUCACAUUACAACACCCCGGUUAAAGAACACGAUACCGGGAUUUCUUCUUAUGGGUCGUCCAGUUCAUUGAAGAAGAUUAUAAAAUUGUUAACUGCGAUCAUCCCUAUUGGCUUGUUCAUCAGUGCCCUUACUCCUACUGUAAUUACUGUUACAUCUGUAAAUGACACGCAAUCCUCUUCCAGAUACAGAAUUGAUAAUCCUAAACAUAAAGCAAUAGCUAGCCGGCUGGUAUCUUCCUUAAAAUAUGCUGAACAAAUAAGAAGUUGUGAAGACAAAAUACUGUGUGAAUUACUCGUCACCGCAAGUGUGUCAAAAAAUUCUGAGGAGCAUAUUCAAAAUUUGCUGGAUACCUUCUCUGAACAUGAAGACCUCCACAGUCAAAAGGAGGACCUGUUAAAGGUGUUUGAAGCUGUGAAGAAAGAAGACUGUAGGUCAGUAGUGUGUAAAAGCAAAAAAAAUCCGUCGUAG